GAUAUAUUAUAUUACCAUAGGCUUCAAGCAUAAUAUAACAAAUAAUAUGCUAAUAUACUAAUAAAAUAAUAUUAUAGAUCAUAGAUGGAUGUGAAUGAAGCGCGUGCUUAACCCUCCCUUCAGCAUAUCCUGAGAUGUGAUGGCGCUCGGCUCUAAAAUGAUCAUCACGCAUCCGUCUGUAUUCGUCUGAGAAAGCAUCUCUUGCGCGCAAGGGGUUAAACUUAAAGUCGUACAGUACCAUCUCACUAUCAUCUUACUAUAAUCUCAAUGGUCGAAUUCGAUAGUCUACCGAUCAUGAACUACGGGUCCCAAGGAAUUAAAUCGUAAAACAAUCGUAACCUCCUACUUACAUAGUAGACCCCUGAUCAGCUCGACCCUGUCUACGCAUCAAAUGAUCCACUCCGGCCCCCGCCCUCCACCACUCACAAACGUGGAAUAUCUCACUCUGGCGAAGAAUGUUUCGACGAAACUCGAAGCUGGAGCAGGUCCUGUCGUUGCUGACACGUCCGUUGUUGUGUCAGACUGUAUUAGGUCAACCACUAGUGCGCAAGCUUCUUGGAAUCUGGAUACUUCUCGGAGUAGGCGAGAUUAUCUCAAGUGUAGGUAGUCGGAAAUCGGCAAGCCAAGGAAGGAUUAGCGAGCGUUACCAAGCGUAGUAGUCCGCAACUUACUACCUUAGGUAGGUUAGGUAGGUAUUCUACAAUGUAUGUACACAUCUGUUAAGUACCUACCUCCUAAUGUAUCCAUAUUGGAUUGUAUUGUACCGUUAUAGGUACAGCGCAACGGUGAGGUGAGACUGUGCCCAUCUAGAUACUGUAUGAAACCCCCCCGACUUAGGGGAGCAGCU
This is a messenger RNA of Daldinia caldariorum, 847 nucleotides long. RefSeq lists its product as uncharacterized. NCBI's taxonomy places the organism in Eukaryota, Fungi, Ascomycota, Sordariomycetes, Xylariales, Hypoxylaceae. The transcript has a single exon. The coding region runs from base 392 to 607 and encodes 71 amino acids. The record is from RefSeq and is a predicted model, not a curated record.